Messenger RNA from Ruditapes philippinarum (Manila clam), 2020 nucleotides. RefSeq names its product probable splicing factor, arginine/serine-rich 6. The record is from RefSeq and is a predicted model, not a curated record. The transcript has 6 exons. Bases 155 to 979 code for a protein of 274 amino acids. Gene Ontology annotation, molecular function: zinc ion binding; RNA binding. NCBI's taxonomy places the organism in Eukaryota, Metazoa, Mollusca, Bivalvia, Venerida, Veneridae.
UAAAUUUAGAAUUGUGAACUGGUCAAAUUUUCUUACACGUGUUAGUAAUCAAGCAAACCAUCGAUUGAAACGAGGAAAAGAAAAUGAAUUUCUAAAACACGAAUUUCUAGAAACUUUUCUUUUGAGACAGAUUAAGAAGCAUUUAUCACUCAAAAUGGGUCGUUCACGAUCAAGAUCCAGAUCACAUACUAGGUCAAGGUCACGAAGUCGGGGAAGAAGGCGUAGCCGCAGUUACAGCAGAAGUAGAAGUCGCAGUUCUUCACCAGAUUCAUACAGACAAAGUCUUGCUUACAACAGGGUUCAUGUUGCUGAUCUUGGGUUAGAUCCUAGCAAGAGGGAAAUUGAGAAGGCAUUUGAGAAGUUUGGACCACUGAUAGAAGUGUGGGUAGCCAGGAAUCCACCAUGCUUUGCUUUUGUUGUCUACAAGUAUAAAGAAGAUGCUGACAAUGCCAUCAGGGAAAUGGAUGGACAGGUUUUGUCAGGUGGAAGAAUCAGAUGUUCAUAUGCUAGGCCACGUGUGCGAGGUGGUGGACCAAGACGGCGCGGCGGUUUUGAUGCAAGUCUUAGAUGUUACCAGUGUGGUGAGAGGGGUCAUUUUUCACGAGAUUGUGAUGAGAUCUGGAGACAGAGACGAAGAAAUCGAGAACGUAGACGCAGUCCAAGAAGAAGUUACUCAAGGUCACGCUCCAGGGAAAGGGAAAGGAGAAGAUCGAGGACACGAUCAAGGGAAAGGCGUAGGUCAAAGUCCAGGUCAAGGAGUAGAGAAAGGAAGAGGAAAACAAGCAGGAGAGACAGCCGAAGCAGAAGUCGGUCAAGGAGUCGAUCCAAGUCUAGAAGAGCGCAUUCGUCCUCCAAAUCCCCAAGACGAGAACGUGAAGAGAAAUCAAAGUCGAAAUCAAAAAGUCCGGAGCAAAACGGUAACGAUUCACCGGAUAGAGUUGAUGAUCCAAGGCUAGAAGUGAAAGAGGAAGUGGAAUGAAGCGAAGAAAAAAAACUUUUAUUUGAAUGAUGGGAAAUUUGAUAAACUGAUGUACGAAUAGUACUGUAAAAGACAGAAUACUAUUUUUGGUUAAAAACGGCUAUGUUUGCAUGUUUUGGACCUUUUUAAAAGAAAAACAAAUUAUUUUUGGCUAAAAUUGAAUGGCAAGAAAUGAGUGAAAUAAACAGAUGCUGUGAACAUAUUAGAAAUUCAAGAAACUGAGAUUAAUGUAUUGAUUUUAAACGCAAUCGGUGAAUAACUUACACAUGGUAACAUGAAAUGUUCAUUAUUUGAAUGUUUCAAAGUCUGAUAUUUUUAUGAAUUUAUGUAAAAGUAUUGUUGUAGAUGUGAUAUUAGUGUAUGAAAGAAAUUCGUUUAGAAUAAGAAUUGUUAUUUGUGAAUCAUAGAGGUCACAUGCCUAGAGCUCGGUGUAAAAUAUUCUUGUCUAUUGAGUGAAUGGACAACUUGAUUUUAGUUUAGUUAUAACAGGAGAUGUUUGUUGUGACAUUUUUAUGCACCCAGAGUGAUUUAACUUGAUUAUUUGAGUUCAUUUUAUUGCAACCAAGAUGCCAGUUUUAAAAAUAUCAUUUUGAGGCCAAGGUCACAAUAUCAUUUUGAGGUCAAGGUCAGAGCUCAAGGUCAAAGAUUUGAUUAAUGGAAUAUUAUCGGUUCCAAAUUGCUUCACUAUCACAGGGCUUAUGUUUUAUCUUGAAGACCAUGUCAACUUUAAUUUCUAAUCUCAAGCACAGUAGAAUAAACAUGGGUUACGGUUAUAGAAAUAUUUUUGGCACUUUGUAAAUGAUUAUGGUGUUUUAUUGGGUAUUUUCUCUGUUCAUGUUCAAGAUCUUUGGAACUGAAAAAAAAAAGUUUAAAAGUAAAAAAAAAAAAAUUCAGUUUAACAGCAUUGGAGUCAAAUUAUUUGACAUGUACAUUCCAUUUUUUCUACUCUAAAUGACUUUAAACUUAUUUUUUAAAGUGUGAAUGAUCAGUAUUUGUGUUUGCUUUUAGGGGUAGAAACUAAAAAAAUGUCCAAUGUUGUCC